Molecule: messenger RNA, 2217 nt
Organism: Seminavis robusta
Lineage: Eukaryota; Bacillariophyta; Bacillariophyceae; Naviculales; Naviculaceae
Source: the annotation of a GenBank genome assembly
AUGACAAGAUAUUGUGGUUUUCCCAAGAGAAGAGACGUUUGUCUCCUGACAGUUGCCCUACUGAUACCAUCGCUUCAAGCGUUUCAAGUUCCAGCACACUGUCAUUGGCCAAACGGCAGAAUACCAAUACAACAACGAGUUCGUGGACUGUAUCAGUCACUGCAGCAAGAGCAACAAGAUUCUGCCACAUCAGUGGGGGUAGUGUUGAAGAAGGAAAACCCCACCUUGGAUGAUAAGAAUAACAAGAGACUAGUGGAACAAAGCAUUGUCCAAUUGGGCCGCAAGGGUUUGACAGAUGAAGCCCUGGCCGUGUACUACGAACAACCAGCACCCACCCUUCGGAUCAUGAACGGUGCCAUUGAUGCGUGCGCCAGAGCACGUCCUACUCGAUUGGACAAGGCCUUUCAGAUACUGCAAGAACAGGAGACUAGGUUGCGGCCCAAUGUGUUCACUUUUGGAGCUUUAAUGAGUGCCUGUGCCAGGGCAAGAAAAGGAGACAAGGCUAGGGCCCUGCUUAAAUCCAUGCAGGAAAAGUACGGCGUGAUACCCAAUGCUGUGGUUUACUCUACGGCCAUUGCAGCUGUGGCUCGAAACGAUCCACCUCAACCACAAGUGGCACUCGCACUCUUGAAGGAAGCCACCGAAAAACACAACCUCAUCAUGAACAUUGUCGGAUACAAUGCCGCCAUUUCCGCCUGUGCACGGGCGGGCGAUUGGAAACGUGCCACUGCUUUGCUGGAACAACUAGAAGACGACAAUAACAACAAUGGUGCACAGCCCGAUCAUGUCACCUAUGGGACCGUCCUGUCCGCUUGCGAAAAGGGAGAAAAAUGGGAUCUCGUACUCGAAUAUGCCGAUCAAAUGGAAGCAAAGGGACUGACGUUGGAUGUGCUGGCAUUGACUUCGGCACUCAAAGCAUGUCAACAACUAGCAAAGGCGAAGCAAGCGCUGCACUAUCUCGACGUUAUGAAACAGCAACAACAAAAGGCUACCUCGACGUCCUAUUAUUUUACCCGAAAAACAUCCGGAAGGAAACGAAAAGGAGCCAAACAAGCACUGCUGGGACCCGAUCCAGUAGCCUAUCGAUUGGCCAUUUCAGCGUGUGCCCGUGGUGGUGCGUGGAAGGAAGGGAUUGGACUAUUAAACGACUUUGAAGAAGCAACGGGACAACCUCCGGAUGUCAUGGCCUAUACUGCCGCCAUUACGGGUUGCGAAUAUGCUGGGGAGUGGAGACGCGCCUUUGGCUUGUUGGACGUCAUGCGGAAGAACGGAGUCGAACCCAACGAGGUCACCAUGACCGCGAUUAUCGGAGCAUGCGCCGUGGCGUGUGCACGAGAAACGAACAGUGUUACCUUUCGAGAUUCCACACCCAUGCCAUUGCCGCAGCACAAGGCCCUGCAACUACUCAAAGUGCUAAAGAACGACGACACGGUGGUCAAACCCAAUAUCAACGUGUACAAUGCCGCCAUUCGCGUGUGUGCCGAAGCCUGCGAUUUGAAACGAGCCCUGCUCUUGAUGAAAGAUCUCCGCGAACAGGGUCUGGAGCCAACCAUCGUGACGUUCGGAACUCUCAUGACGGCGUCGGAACGUGCCGAAAGUAUCGACGGAGCUAACAUUGUCUUUCGGACCAUGAAGGAGCAGCAGAUUGAACCCAAUGAAAUCAUUUAUGGUGCUGCCAUUAGUUGCUGCCGCAAAGCACGGCAGUCGGAACGUGCCUUUUUGUUACUGCGUAAAAUGAUUCGCGAUGGAUUGUCGCCCAACGUGGCAACCUUCAACACGGCCAUUGUGGCUCAGGUGGAGGGUCGACCGGUGGAGAAAUGCAUGGAUCGUGCCAUUACAAUCUACAAGAUCAUGACAUCCAAAAACCACACAAUGGCGCGUCCCAAUCGUGGAACGUUUAAUCUAUUGAUUCGGGGGUUGGCGAGUGCCAAGAAACCAUUGGAAGCGGAAGCUUUAUUGCGAAAGAUGGGCGAAGCUGGGUACGUUCAGGAGGUGGAACUGUAUGCUGCGACCGUGACGGCCUACGAACGCAACGGGCAGCCACUCAAGGCGCUCCGAUUAAUGGAAUCCAUGCGAGAAGACGGGUACGACUUUUACGACAUUGAAGUGCUCAAUGCAGCCUUCAAAAAGGCAGUGAAACUUGUCAAUGUUGUGGGGCGUGGACUGUCUCCGGACUGCAUUGGACUGAUGGUUGCUACUGUAGAAGUCAUGGCAUAG